GAUGUUGGUUGCAAUUUGCAAGCAUAAUGUCAAGUUACAAUUAAUAGGGUCGGUCCUGUAUAACCAUAAAUUUAUAACAAUAGAGAAUCUCUUUUAUUUAACCAAUGAAACUGCAUUAUAUAUAUCAAGUUAAGCUUUAUCUAAACAGAAAUAUCUCUAAGGUGUGGCUCAACUUGUUCCUCGUGGCCUCAUCCUCGUAAGUCCAAAUACUACGACGUGACUUUUCACAACUCACACAGUCGGUGAAUGAUCACUUUAAUUAUUAAGCAAACAAGAAAGUCACAACAACCUCACACCAAAGAGAAAAAAGAAGAAAACUGUGACAGAAAAUGGGGAUAGUGGAAGAAGCACACAACGUGAAAGUUUUAGGAACAGGAAAUAGGUUCAUUGUUCUAGCUCAUGGUUUUGGUACGGAUCAAUCCGUAUGGAAACACUUUGUACCACAUCUCGUCGAUGGCUUUCGUGUUGUUCUUUAUGAUAACAUGGGUGCUGGUACUACAAACCCCGAGUACUUUGACUCCGAGCAUCAUUCAAGCUUAGAAGGUUAUGCUUAUGAUUUACUGUCAAUUCUAGAAGAGCUUCAAGUUGAGUCUUGCAUAUUUGUCGGUCACUCGGUUUCAGCAAUGAUUGGUGCUAUAGCUUCUAUUUCUCGACCUGAUCUCUUUCUUAAACUCAUCAUGGUUUCUGGCUCACCGAGAUACUUGAACGAUGUGAAUUACUUUGGAGGAUUUGAGCAAGAAGAUCUGAAUCAGUUAUUCACUGCUAUGUCAGAAAAUUACAAAGCAUGGUGUUACGGGUUUGCUCCUUUGGCGGUAGGGGGAGACAUGGAUUCUGUGGCGGUACAGGAGUUUAGUCGAACUUUAUUUAAUAUGAGGCCGGACAUAGCUUUGAUAGUGUCGAGGACGAUUUUUCAGAGUGAUAUGAGACAGAUUUUGAAGCUUGUUACUGUUCCUUGUCAUAUUAUACAGGCGGAGAAGGAUAUGGCGGUUCCGGUGAUGGUUUCGGAGUAUUUACAUCAACAAUUGGGUGGUCAGUCGAUUGUGGAGGUUAUUGGGACGGAUGGUCAUUUGCCGCAGUUAAGCUCGCCGGAUGUUGUUAUUCCGGUGUUGCUUAAACAUAUUCAACUUAAUAUUGAGCCAAUAAGCUGUCAGAGAAACUAUCACACUUUCCAAAACCAAGAGGCUUCUUCAACAAACACAACAAAUGCAGAUGUUUCCUCGUUGAUGAAACUUGAGGCAGAUUUGUAAUUUGAAAUCCCAUUAUAGGCCCAUUGGUGUAGCUAGUAAGGCACAAGAUGAAGGAAGUGGCAUUAAGAAGAUGUAACUCAUGAACAAUGUUAUGGUGGUGUAUCUUUCGUGUGAAUCAUAUUUGAAGAUGUAACUCAUGAACAAGUCAAAUAUGACAUUAUUCGUCAAUGUUAAUUAUUAUGGUUUCGGAUUUGAUA
Lathyrus oleraceus (garden pea) is the source of this 1444-nucleotide messenger RNA. Its product is annotated as probable esterase KAI2. The transcript has 2 exons. Lineage: Eukaryota; Viridiplantae; Streptophyta; Magnoliopsida; Fabales; Fabaceae. The coding region runs from base 330 to 1247 and encodes 305 amino acids. The record is from RefSeq and is a predicted model, not a curated record.